Ctenopharyngodon idella (grass carp) is the source of this 3946-nucleotide messenger RNA. RefSeq names its product carbohydrate (N-acetylgalactosamine 4-0) sulfotransferase 8 (gene chst8). Lineage: Eukaryota; Metazoa; Chordata; Actinopteri; Cypriniformes; Xenocyprididae. Gene Ontology annotation, biological process: carbohydrate biosynthetic process; proteoglycan biosynthetic process. Gene Ontology annotation, cellular component: membrane. Gene Ontology annotation, molecular function: sulfotransferase activity. The record is from RefSeq and is a predicted model, not a curated record. The coding region runs from base 458 to 1783 and encodes 441 amino acids. The transcript has 4 exons.
CACUGAAUCACAGCGCGAGGACACCCACACUGCGCGAGCGCUCUCUCUCUCUUUCUCUCUCUCGUGCUGUUAGAGGCGGUGCAUCCUGCGCUCAUUCGUCUGUACAGGGAGUUUGAGUUCCGAUCCUCUUCAUCACACAGAACUGAACCUGCUGACAGUUUUCACGCGGAUCCCGCGCGCGCGCACUGCAGAUGCGUUAACACUUUUGCGGCUUCCUUCUACAGAGACUCACAAAGGAAAUAUAUAUAUCAGACACGCGCAUCAUUCCAGCGGACCGAACCGGAUCUGCAGGUCUGGAUCCGUGGACGGCAGGCAACAGGAGAAUCUCGAGCACAAGUGGAUGUUGAAUCGCGCUUUCCAUGGUGCUGAAAUGAUCUGAUCUGAUCUCAGCCCCUCAUCAUCAUUAUCAUCAUCGUCAUCAUCUGCACAGCAGGUGCGUCUUUCGCUCUGAGCUGUGAUGCUCUUCAUGGAUUGUAAGAUGGUGGAUGCUCUUCGCGGCCGGAGGAGGUUGCGGGUGUCUGUCUUUAAGCCGCCCUGUUCGUUCUGGUUUCUGCUGCUGUUCGGUGUCGGAGGACUCGUUCUCUUCAUCCACCUGCAGGAUCUGUCUGAUAUGGUGCUACAACAGGCUCCAGCAGGUGUGAAGUUCAGGGGCACCACUCAGUCCAGACAGGAGCAGUGCGCCCAGUUCAGUGAGGUCGUGGGCAGCGUCUCCGCUAGACUCAACCAGCGGUCAGAGGAGGGCGAUGUUGACCCCAUCUCACCCAUGCAGCUGCCAGAUUCCCAGUGGAAACGACAAGCCGCCACACCGGGCUCCCGAGAGCACGACCCGGGCUCCCAACAGGUCACCAAACGCCACCGGAAACUUUUAAAGACCAGCCCGGUGCAGCGACUCCACACAAACUCCUCCAUGUUAUCGUCGUCUUCAUCGUACUCGGCCGCAGAGAACUCGUGGCGUCUGGCUGAAGUUCAGGAGUCCCGUCGACGGAUCGUACGGGAGGUCUGCGGAAAGUAUCGGAGUAAUAUUUCUCGAACAAUAACGCCGCAUCACGUGUCGCGGAUUUACGUGGAGGACAGACACAAACUGCUGUACUGCGAGGUGCCAAAAGCCGGAUGCUCCAACUGGAAGAGGGUCCUGAUGGUGCUGGCCGGCGUCGCCAAUGCCACGCAGGAAAUCAAUCACGUGGCCGUUCAUUACGACAAUCACCUGAAACGCCUGGACAGUUUUGACCGGCAAGGCAUAACCAAGCGUUUGGAGACGUACACCAAAGUGCUGUUCGUCCGCGAGCCCAUGGAGCGGCUGGUGUCGGCGUUCAGGGACAAAUUCGAGAGCCCCAAUUCCUACUACCAUCCCGUAUUCGGGAAGCCCAUCAUCUCAAAAUACAGAGUGAAUGCAUCACAAACAGCUUUGAAGACGGGAAGCGGCGUGACCUUUCGGGAGUUCAUCCACUACCUGCUGGAUGUGCACCGUCCUGUGGGAAUGGACAUCCAUUGGGAAGCAACCAACCAGCUUUGCAGCCCUUGCCACCUGCACUACGACUUCAUCGGGAAGGUCGAAACCUUGGAAGAAGACGCCAACUUCCUUUUACGAAAGAUCGGGGCCCCGGAGAACCUGACGUAUCCCUCGUUCAAGGACGGGAACCCCAAAGCGGCCAGAACUUCCACUCAGAUCACGCAGCAUUAUUUUUCCCAGCUGAACGCUUCGGAGCGGCAACGGGCGUAUGACUUCUACUACAUGGAUUACCUGAUGUUUAACUACUCCAAACCCUACAAAGACCUCUACUGAACCUUGCGCUGUAACUGUUGGUUACCUGUGUCCGUCGUCCGAUCGAUGCUAGGAUCUGUUCAGACACUAAUUAGACUAAUCCACAUUUACACAGUCUCAUCCUCUACCGUCGAUAACACAGAAUGGUCUUUAUUUGCCACUGAAAAGUCUGACCGGAGGUGACUCGACAAGUUACCAGUGACUAGUAACUGACAGCAUACAUUUUAUAUGGUGUGUAAAAACUCAAUCCAGUGUUUAAUAUACAGAUGCACUAACGUUUGAAAGUUUGUGGUCAGUAAGAUUUUGAUACAAUGUUACAGAAGAAUUCCAUUUCAAAUAAAUGCUGUUCUUUUGAACAUUCUUUUCAUCAAAGAAUCCUGAAAAAAAGUAUUGUAUAUCACUGUUUCCACAAAAAAAUAAGGAGCACGACUGUUUUCAACAUUAAUAAUAAUAUAAAUGUUUUUUGAACAGCAAAUCAUCAUAUUAGAAUGAUUUCUGAAGGAUCGUGUGACACUGAAGACUGGAGUAAUGAUGCUGAAAAUUCAGCUUUGAUCACAGAAAUAAAUUACAUUUUACAUUAUAUUCACAUAGAAAACGUUUAUUUCAAACUGCAAAAAUUUAUCACAAUUUUUACUGUAUUUUAACAUUAAAAAUCUUAUUGACCCCAAACCUUUGAACUGUAGUGUAUGAGGUGGGAUUUUAGACCAAUGAGAUGUCACUGUGGGCGGGGCUAUCCAGCAUGACAUCACAAGUAGAAACCAAGUAAUUGACCAAAUAUCUCCGUUUAGGUGUUUAAACUUGUUGCUUUGUCACCUGUUACGCUACAUUGUUCAGAAGACUGUAUUUAUAUCAUAAAUGUAGAAAUGAGCAACAUAUGUGAGAAAAAAAUACCAUGGUAUUACUAUGUUAGAAAGGUAUUAUUUCCAAUGAAAAAAAAUACUGCACAAUGGUGCAGUGAAGGUAUCACAUGGUAAUACUAUGGUAUUUUAAAAAAUAUACCAUGGUAGUAAACUUCAUCUACUAUAAUAUUUCAGGGUCCUUUUAAGAAUACCGCAAUGGCACAGCACAUGUACCAUGGUACAUUUUUGUAAGUGGUAUGUAGGAGUGCUAUUCAUGUACCAUGGUAUUUACAUAGUACUACAAGAAUACCAUAGUAUUACAUAAGCAUGGUACUUUUUGUAAAUACCACAUAGUAUAUGGUAGUACCGCGUUUUUUGAACACUACCAUGAAGUUAUAUUUUGAAGUAUAUCCUACCAUAUAAAUACUAUAGUACAUGAAUAUAGUAAUCAUACAGUACCAUCUGACAUGAUCAUAUACCAUGGUAUUUUUAGCAAGUUUUCUCCUACUAUAUACUGUAUAUGUUAAGAAGAUCACUCACUUCCCUUUAGCAAACACAUUCAAUCCUCCACCACUAACUACACUGAUAUUUUCAGAUAAAUCUAUAAUCUAUCUAUAAUUGUAAAAAGGGCAUUCAGAGGAUUAUAUUUUUCUAUGUAUUUGUAAAACGGCUUUAAAUGUGAUCGAUGCUUUUGUGCAAAUUCAUCUCUGAAGUCACUGACUGUCUGUUGGGUGUGUGAGUUUGAAACGAUCGCUUGAUGUGUGUGCACUAGAUCCUAAAAAUGAUGUUUAUUAGACUAACACAAGGAUGCGUGUGUGUUUGUCUGUGUGCGCGCGCAUGUGUGUGUGUGUGUGUUUCCAACACUACGCUGAUGUCUUGUACGUGACCUAAGUGAGUUUAUUUCCAAACACAGCAUAUUAAAUGACUAUUGACCUGAACAGAUUUUAAUUAUCCAAUGCAAAACACACAGUUUAAGAGCUAUAUAUGAUGAGCAUAAUAUAUUUUUAUUUUAUUUUAUUUUAUUAGAGAUCACAGAGAGUAGAUUUAUGUCAUAUGAAGACGUGAGAUGGUGUGUUUCACAGUAAAGACUGAAUCAGCUUUAUAACCGUGAGUGUUUCUUCUGUCACCUGCGUCCCUCACACUUCUUUAGGAAUAUGUUUAUAAAUAUAUAUAUAGAGAUCUAUAUGAUAUCACACAUACAGUAACUGGUGAAUGUAUAACUGUUGUUGGUGCAAAACUGUACAAAUCCAUAUGAUCUAUAAGCCCUUUGCCUUAUUUGACACUGCCAGUGUUUCAGGAAGAGCUGCAGUCGCAGACUGACAGUGAAUAAACAUUUUGUCUUUGG